GCAAAACACCGCUUCUUUCGAUUAUCUAUCUCUUUUCCAUUUAUCUUUUCUUGACUUUUUUUUUUCUAUUCUUGUUCUGUUAUAAACAAAAAUGUGUAAUAAUUAUUCAUCAAUCAUCAGAAUAAUACAAAUAAGGAAGGUAUCUAUCUUGUCACCCUCUCUCUCUUGUUACCAAGAUGAGCUUCUACAAAAGAAGCUUUCACUCUUUCCUUGGCCAAACCAACACCAAAACGAUGCCGUUUGAAUCCGGUCUUGGCCAUGACGAGGCGAAUGGUUUAAUGUUGUGUACAGAGUAUCUAGGGUUCGAGAGUUACGACAUGAGGAUGUCCGAUAACGAGGUGGAGAAUAAGAUGACUUGUCACGUGGAGGUGGAGACCGAAAGGGUCGAAACAAAGAGGAGGAAGACGAAGGAGAAUGUGGUGGCGCGAGAGCCGGGAAAAAAGUUUCCUCCGCCUCUCUCGUCGUUUAACGGCCGAGGAAAACGGUCUUUUUAUCUCCGGCCGGUAAGGAAGGAUGGUAGAUUGGAACUUACGCAAGUUAUGAUCAAUCGACCAGAGAUUUUCCACGCUUCUAGAGAAGAUGGACGGUUGAGAUUACAUUUUGUCGAUGGUGUCGAGAAUCCCAUUAGAGGUUGUUGUGGUCCCGAAGAAAUCGUUGCCUUAGAAGACGGACCUAAGGGUCUAGGUAAUGAGAACGAGGGAGGGGAGAUAAGUAGAUCUGAUCUGAAAUGGGGUACAGAGAUUCUUGAAGAUGACAAUGAUGGUGCAUGUGAUGAAGUGGUGGAUUUAUCUAUGAUCAAUGAUGUUGCAAAACGUUGGAGAUGUAAAACUAGUCAUGAGGUUUCGGUGAAUAGUGAUAAUGAUGUAGCACAUUUCCAUGAUGAUCAUGACACGAGAGAAUGGAGGUACAAGAACAAUCAUCAUCAUCAUCAUCGUUUUCAUCAUAUUCAUCCAUACCAUCAUCAUAAUAGUAACAAUAACAUGCAUUUGUGGACCCGGACGUACGUGAAGACCAGGUGAGGUUAUCAAUGUUUUUACGUGGCGGCUUGAAAAAGAAUCAAAAUAUCAAAAAAAAAAAAAAAAGUACAGCUAUUUUAUCUCUGGACGUUGUAUGUUUAAAAAAUAUUCGAAAAGUCAAAGAUCCUUGUGUAUAUUUAUUAUUCGUUUAACAUGUAUAUGACUUCCACAAAUGCACAGCUUGUUACAACUUUCAAUAUGCAUAGAGUGAUAGAGUAUUAUUUUAAUUUUGACUACAAUUUUUUUUUCUUUUGUAAAUUCAUCAUGUAAUGUUGUAAAAUCGAACUUAGAUU
Molecule: messenger RNA, 1309 nt
Organism: Arabidopsis lyrata subsp. lyrata
Lineage: Eukaryota; Viridiplantae; Streptophyta; Magnoliopsida; Brassicales; Brassicaceae
Exons: 1
Coding region: 177-1019 (280 amino acids)
Source: RefSeq, a predicted model, not a curated record